Messenger RNA from Paraglomus brasilianum, 1180 nucleotides. NCBI's taxonomy places the organism in Eukaryota, Fungi, Glomeromycota, Glomeromycetes, Paraglomerales, Paraglomeraceae. The record is from the annotation of a GenBank genome assembly.
AUGAACUUGUACGCGGAAAUUGCACGUCUUGACGAUCUUGAGCAAGACAAAAAAGACGGACUCUUCGUUUAUUUUGCCAAGAACCCUGGUGUAAAAGAAGAAGCAAUCGCUGCUCUGCCCGAAUGCAAGGACGAUGCUGCCAAGGUUCGUUUUCUGCGGGGUCUUCUCCCGGAGCCGGCAACAGUGUCAGGGGAAAAACGGAAGUAUGAAGAGGUUAAGGAUGCCAGCAACCAUGUUGUAGAAGCUCUAAGAAAAAGGUCAAGCAUCCAGCUUCCAGAUGCCAGUGAACUCCAUGGGAUCAUUACGCAACCUCUUCCCCAAGAGCUGAAGAUACCCAUUCUGCAGCAUGAGUUCAAUACUUUCCUCAGCAAUGACUACCAAAAUCCAUGCUUACAUGAUGACCUUCAAACAAUAUUCCAAGUUAGUGAUAGCAAUACUGCCAUUGCCCUCUCUUACAAUGUGCUGAGUGCAGCCAUAAUUGGCAACCCACCUUCAAAUGUGAUGACAGAGUACAACUUUGUCUCAUUUUGGGAUGCAAAUAUUCGCAAGUUUAUUGAAGCCUACUUUCCCACUGGUAUCACCAUCCGAAAUUCUUCUCAGCACAUGAGUACUUCUGGGAAGCGGCCUGAUUUUGGCUUUAUUAUCAAUACUGUUUGUCCCUUCCGAGGUGAGGAGAAGGCUCCAAAUAAUCCUGAAAAUCCAAGAGCUGAGCUGGUAAAUAAGAUUGAUUGGACAUAUGAUCCAGUACCAUAUGUCAUUGGGUAUUAUGCCAUUGGAACCAUACUGACAUAUGCUGCUAUAUGCCGACCUCGGCCCAGGAGGAAUAAGCCAGAUGUGGUUACCAUUUUGACACUUGACCUAAGAGAGAGACGGCAACGAGUUAAGAACUUGCUGGUGCUUAUCAAUCUAUGUCCUAUCAUUGAACAAGUCCAAAAAGUAAUUGGAUAUCGUGAAUUGCCUGAAUUCAUCCCAAUAGAGAGAGAUGAUAAAAUAAUUGAAGUGUGUGGAACAAAUGUGAAAAAGACAUAUACUGGACCAAACUGUGCAACACGUAUCAGAAAACUCAAAAAUAUCUAUGAGAGACUUAAGGUAAAAAAUGUGCCUAAUGUGGACAAUCUUGUCCUUGCCUAUUCUGAUAAAAAUCAUGGAUGUGUGGCAUAUUUGGAGCCCAAAGGAAUAA